AUGGCUCGUGCUACAAUAUUUGGGGCUACAUAUCAUCGAUUUCGACCACACACAAGUCACCCCGCUGGGUUCAAGUGUGAGUAUGGUCUUGAUGGGAUGUCCACUGUCUUCUACAAAAUGUAUUGUCAUGUCAUAAGGAAUGACCUUAUAGAUGUGAUAAGAGCUUUUUUCGCAGGGGCUACAUAUCAUCGAUUUCGACCACACACAAGUCACCCCGUUGGGUUCAAGUGUGAGUAUGGUCUUGAUGGGAUGUCCACUGUCUUCUACAAAAUGUAUUGUCAUGUCAUAAGGAAUGACCUUAUAGAUGUGAUAAGAGCUUUUUUCGCAGGGGCUACAUAUCAUCGAUUUCGACCACACACAAGUCACCCCGUUGGGUUCAAGUGUGAGUAUGGUCUUGAUGGGAUGUCCACUGUCUUCUACAAAAUGUAUUGUCAUGUCAUAAGGAAUGACCUUAUAGAUGUGAUAAGAGCUUUUUUCGCAGGGGCUACAUAUCAUCGAUUUCGACCACACACAAGUCACCCCGUUGGGUUCAAGUGUGAGUAUGGUCUUGAUGGGAUGUCCACUGUCUUCUACAAAAUGUAUUGUCAUGUCAUAAGGAAUGACCUUAUAGAUGUGAUAAGAGCUUUUUUCGCAGGGGCUACAUAUCAUCGAUUUCGACCACACACAAGUCACCCCGUUGGGUUCAAGUGUGAGGCUACUGGCCCGGAUGUUCCAUUUGCUUGGGGAUACUGCUUCAAAGAAGAACAAGGCAACCCACCAGAUUAUUGUGUUGCAAAUCAACAAUGGCCAUGCGUUCCGGGUAAGAAGUACUAUGGUCGAGGCCCCAUCCAAAUCUCAUACAACUACAACUAUGGUCCAGCAGGAAGACCCAUUGGAUUGAAUCUGCUAAACAGCCCCGAAACCGUUGCAAACUAUCCAGUAGUUUCUUUCAAGACAGCGUUGUGGUUUUGGAUGACACCCCAAUCGCCAAAACCUUCAUGCCACGACGUCAUCACCGGAACAUGGAGGCCAUCGGCAGCAGAUACAGCAGCCUAUUAA
This is a messenger RNA of Ilex paraguariensis (yerba mate), 1038 nucleotides long. NCBI's taxonomy places the organism in Eukaryota, Viridiplantae, Streptophyta, Magnoliopsida, Aquifoliales, Aquifoliaceae. The record is from the annotation of a GenBank genome assembly.